AUGUACACUCAACAUUUGCUGGACCGUGCUUACGGCUUCUACCCACACUAUGCUCUCCAACGCGCCGUCGCCUCGCGCCUCAUUCAUGCACUUCAUCCAUACGCACUGAACUUCAGCCAACACCUGCCUCCCCCAGGCGACCCUCGUAAACGCAUUGCGGCGCAUCCUCCUGGAGUCAAUGCGCUCACAAUUGAUAAGUUUGAGGGCCGCUAUCUACUUUCGGGUGGUGCAGACUCUUCGAUUGCCAUGUGGGACCUUGAAUCACAGGCCACAAUGGGGGAGACGGGCGACACCAUGUUGCCGUUGGAGGUAGUACAUAAAACCAGUGAAGAGCACAAGCUGGGCAUCACGCAGAUAGGCUUCUAUCCAUUCGAUUCACUUGCAUUCAUGACGUCCUCGUACGAUCAUACCGUCAAGCUCUAUUCAAGUGAGACGCUGAAGCCUUCUGCCGUCUUCGAUCUCGACGCUGUUGUCUAUAACUUUGCACUAUCACCUAUUGCAUCCCACCUACUCGUUGCUUGCGCAACGCAGCACCCAAAUGUGCGCCUGAUAGAUCUCCGCUCAGGCGCAAGCACACACAGUCUUGCUGGUCAUUCGGGUGCCAUCCUCUCGACUGCGUGGAAUCCAGUCCGUGAGCAUAUCCUCGUGAGCGGUGCUACUGAUGGCAGCGUCCGCUUUUGGGAUAUUCGACGCAGCAUUGGAGAACUUGGCACGCUCGAUCUAGAGGACUCCGUUGGUUCCCUUGCAAAGUCUUCGACCAUCUCUGUUUCUCACAUGAGACGUCCGCAAGCCCAUAGGGGCCCCGUAAAUGGCAUCGUAUGGACAGAAGACGGUCGCCAUCUCAUUACAUGCGGCCACGAUGCUAGAAUCCGCGUCUGGAAUACGGAGACAGGAGGAAACACACUCGCGAAUUUUGGGCCCAUGGUCAAGAACUCUGGCCUCGCGCCACGCAUUCCUGUUCUACCAUCCACGCAAAACCUGCAGCCCAAUGCCGAUGUCAUGUUCUACCCGAAUGAAUCCGAGAUCCUAGCUUAUGAACUCUUUGAAGGCAAGCUGCGUCGUCGCCUUCGACGUCCACAUCAGUUCUCUAGUCUCCUCUCGGAAACUCCUGAGGCACAAGGCCAUCGCAAUAUCCAGGAUAGGAUAAACUCGCUCGCUUGGCGAGCCCAUCAGAUUGAACUUUACUCUGCGCAUGCAGACGGAAGUAUAUCGGCAUGGAAACCUCGGACGGAAGAGGAUGCAGAAGCGGACGCAGAUGAGGAGCAGGAACAUGAGGAGGACAAGGAGAGGAAGAAGCGAAAGAGAGGCGUAUUGGACGACAUCUACCAAGGUCUGAUGAAAAAACAAAUUACCUUUGGCGGACUUGGACCAUAG
Molecule: messenger RNA, 1374 nt
Organism: Plenodomus lingam JN3
Lineage: Eukaryota; Fungi; Ascomycota; Dothideomycetes; Pleosporales; Leptosphaeriaceae
Biological process (GO): protein polyubiquitination; proteasome-mediated ubiquitin-dependent protein catabolic process; transcription-coupled nucleotide-excision repair
Cellular component (GO): Cul4A-RING E3 ubiquitin ligase complex; nucleotide-excision repair complex
Molecular function (GO): protein binding
Source: RefSeq, a predicted model, not a curated record